AUGCGUGAUCAACGGGAACGAGUGGCUCUGCUGCGACUCGAACAAGUCAUGAUUGACUUUAUGAACGCUCCUGAAGGAUACCUAGAAGUGGGAGGACCCUACAAUUCCGUCGUCGUAUCACCCAACACGAGCAGCAAGCGCUUUCAGAGUGCCGCUUCCGUCAACGACACUGGAGGACGACAAACCAGCUUUCAGCGGUGUCUACUCCAUCGAUUGGCCGAUCGAUUCGGCAUUGUACGAGAAAGUGGAACCAUCCUAGAGGGAUCCAUUCGACUCAUCAAGCAAAAGGACUCCAAAAUACCGCAAGUGCUCCUCUUGGAUCAUAUGGAAGAAACCAACAACACGAGUAGCAGCUCGAAUAAUAGCAACAAUGCCCAGUCAGGAGGAGACCAGACAGACGCAUCGAGCAAGAAUGCCCCAGACGAACCAAAGUCGGCGUCUUCCUCCCAACAGCAAGCUGCCCCAACAGCCACCACCAAGGACAAAUCCAAACGCAAAAUGAAAAUCAUGAAGCGAAACUCAUCCGUUGACAGCAACAAUGGACAAGCCAAGAGCACUCCCCGUUCACGGAAGAACAAGAACUUUAGUGACAAGGAAAAGGCAUAUGCGGAAGCAAGAGCCAGAAUCUUUGCCGAUGAAGCAAACAGUAACAACCAGUCUGCCACGGCCAGUCAAUCCUCCUCCACGGCACCCUCUCCGUCCGCCACACCUCCUCCAAGCAACAAUAACAGCAACACUGCACCUGUGCAUCGCAGCAGCAGCAAUGCCAGUUUGACCAAGCGCAUGUCCUCGUCCUCACUGGGCGGUGCGGCGGAUGGUCUCCUUGUGGAUGACCCCCAGCAACCCACACCGGCGGCAGCGUCCAGUGGAGUCAGCAAGGCGACUUGGAGGAAUCGACGGGAAGAAGAAAACGAUCCGGAUUUUCAACGGGGACAAUUGCAAGCCAUGGCUCCGGCGUUUGCGCCCGCCGUCUACUAUCAGGGGGCCGCUCCUCCUCCACAGGCGUACCACUACGGGGAGCAGCAGUAUACCGCGGGACGUGGUGGUGGUGUUGGUGGGGGACAACAACAACGAAUGCCGGGGCGGGGCUUUGUGUCACCAAGAGGUUACGGGUAUCCUCAACAACAGCAGCAGCAAGGGUUUCGAGCGAGUAACAAUAGUGGGAACGCCGCCAUUGGAGGGGAACCGACCAACGUCAGUAACAUGGAGGAAUUUCCGGCGUUACGAUAA
Seminavis robusta is the source of this 1230-nucleotide messenger RNA. Lineage: Eukaryota; Bacillariophyta; Bacillariophyceae; Naviculales; Naviculaceae. The record is from the annotation of a GenBank genome assembly.